Aphanomyces astaci is the source of this 2991-nucleotide messenger RNA. RefSeq lists its product as hypothetical. The transcript has 14 exons. The record is from RefSeq and is a predicted model, not a curated record. NCBI's taxonomy places the organism in Eukaryota, Oomycota, Saprolegniomycetes, Saprolegniales, Verrucalvaceae. Bases 748 to 2946 code for a protein of 732 amino acids.
GUCGAACGCCACUCGGCGAUCGUAUCUUGAUCGGAAGGAAUGGACAUGCUCAAGCAGCCCGACGUCGACCACGACGAGCGAAUGGACCAGUUCUCGACUGCCAAGUCCCAUGACGACGAUGACGCUGACGAUCCUAAUGGGGUUGUCAAAGACGACAACCCCAGUCCCACAUCGACCAAACUUAGCGGGGUCGGCGACACACGCGCCGACCGUCUCGAGGAAAUGCAGUCAGUGGUGAAGAAAGUCGUGUACGAAUCCCGCGGACCAUUGUACAUGGAUCUGUGCUCUCGCACGUCGCCACAUCUCGGCGCACUCGUGAAAUCAUUCCGAGCAACGGCGGACGGCGGGAAAGGCCAAGCCGAGCUCAGUGGGAACGUCCACGUCGGUGACCUCGUCCUCGCCCUCAAUGACGUCGACUGUACCAUCCUUCCAUUCCAGCGGAUUGUUCUCGAAGCCAAGAACGCAAACUUUCCGCUGGUCCUGCAGGUCUUUCGUCGUUAUGUCGUCGUCGUCAUCGAACUCACGACACCCAACUCACGACAUGAUGACCGAUGAUCGCAUCGUGGUGCUGUGUAGGUAUUGCCGAAAGUGUACGUCCCCGAGUACUUUCCCAUCUCGUCACCCAGUGCCCCCGUGCCUCAUCGUGGCAGCGAGCAAGUGCUUCCUCCAUCGGAUCCAGCGCAGCCCCCCACCCCCACCAAUGGAAGCGGCGGCGGACGAUGGGGCAAAUUUGGACAAAUCCUCGACAUGCGACCAAAGCGAUCGUCGUUGACAGCUGCGGAAAUGCCCAAGGGAACAAUCCCCCAUUCCCCACGAGAUCUCAUCGCCAUCCCCACCACCACCACCACCAGCACCUCAACGCCCACAUCUCCGUCUCCAUCUUCCCCACAUACAUUGGGAACAAUCCCAAUCUCGUCCGUGGGAUGGGCCGCCACGCCUCCAGCCCCCCAACAUCAACAGCCGCAGCCCGUGACACCCCCCCCUGGCACUGCCAACGAUAAAUUCCAACAAAAGUUCAAGCACUGGCAAGACUCGAUCACGUUGGACAAGGUCGUUGCGUCCAGCUCCAACUUGUUCAAGUUUAUCGGCGGCAAAAGUCCAUCCGCCACCUACCACAACAUCAACGACCCAGACGACGAGUGGACGCCGUGGCUCGCGGGGGCUACGAUCGCAUUUCGCGAACCUGGCAAUCCCUUCCACACGUCUGGGCUCCAUCUCGUCUCGGCCAGCAAACCCAUGGGCGUCCAAGACGGCCAAGUGCACUGCCAAUGGUACCGCGUGGUACACCCCAACCAUCGGCACUGGCUGCUGCUUCAAGGAGCUACCCAACGAACGUACAUGCCGUCGAUCGACGACGUCGGCGUCACCGUCGGCCUGUCAUGCCACGUCAGUCGUCUGGGGGUGUCAUCCCCCGUGAAACUCAUCGAGUUGACCCAUCCACUUGUCAUUGAUCCGUCGGUGGAAGACACGACGCGCAUGAUGGUGGAAGCUGGUUCGGCGUUGUUUUCGGCCACGUUGGCCAGUUCCGAGCUUGUCAGUUUUCAACUCAAAGUGAACUCGACGCAUGUGGUGGUGAUUCAAAUCUCAGAAGACGACUUCAACACGGUCGUGGAUGCGCCAUACGAUGGCCACUUGCACGUGUACCUGGACCCAGAGGACCCGACGCGGUUCAUUCUGCGCUUCCGACCGUUGGGGGACGCCGUCGGCACAUGUGACACGGGGCUAAAUCCGACCAUUCACCAAGCCACGCUGGCCACACUGCAUCUCACGGCGCAAAGUGCGUCCACAAGAGACAUCAUCGCAUCGACGGUGCGGACAUUUCGAGCCAACCGAUUGAGCGCCGACGUCGACGCGAGUGCCCGCGACGUUGAAGCCAAUUACUUUGGCGAGGUCGUGGACAAGGCAAAGCUCACCGCUCCAGCCGUCAGCUUGCUUGUUAGCGACAAGACUGACGGGGACUGUCCAUCGUUGAGCGAAGACGUUCGAGGGGUAGCUCUUGUUGGGGAUGGGAAAUCACCUCCUGUGCAGACAAUGACAGAAACGGCGGCGGCGGCGGACGACGUGGCCAUCCUAAAGAAACAACUGGCGUCGCAAGCGCUCCUGCUAAAAGCGACUCAAAACGAGCGCAACUUUAUGGCGGUCGCCGUCGAAGUCCGCGAGCGCAAGCUGGAGGACCAAGCCGCGGCCCACAAACUCCUCCAAGCGACCGUCGAUACGUUGCGGGGGGAGCUCCAAGUCGCCCACGCCGCCAUCGCACGAACCAAACAAGUGGAAGCAAACGCACAGCAGAUGGAACGAUCCCUGUCUGACCUCCGACAGACCAACCAAGAGCUGGAAGCUCAGCUGGCUGCUUUGCGAAGCCACGACCAUGAAGUUGACGCCAAGUGGGCUGCCUUGGACGAGGAUUGCCGCACAGUGCGGGCAGAGUUGGCGGCCCAGCAGGCACUGUACAUGACACUCGUCGAAGAACGCAAUGCUCUAAAAGCCAAAACCACAGACUUGUCGAAAGAAUUGCGGCGCUUGCUCAAGCAUGGACAAAGCGUGGGUGACCUCGAAGCCCACUUGAUCGAACGCACGCAAUUGCAGAUCGAUUUGGCCGAAGCCAAAGCCGACGUCAAGCGAUACAUGGACGAAAUGAACGAGUUCAAGAACGCUUUGGACUGCCACGUCAAGCAACGGGGCAUGGGCGACGUGGAAAUGCAACGGGUACUGAGUCAAAACAAGGAACUCCAGCGCCUCGUGACGCACUUUUCGACGUCGCUGAGUGCAUCGCAGGACCAAGUAGCCAAGUGGAAAAAACUGUUUGACAGCAGCCCCCUCAAGCACGUGAUGACGACACAGCGGCGAUUGUCCAAAUCGACUUCGUUCCAACGGAAUGAGCAGCUUGUGUUUGAUGAAGACGACGAGGAAGAAGAAGAAGAAGACGAGGAAGAAGAAGAAGAAUGACAUUUGUGCUGUAUAUAUGCUUCUGUGGUUGUGGGAUACAGUCAG